Molecule: messenger RNA, 2850 nt
Organism: Aspergillus puulaauensis
Lineage: Eukaryota; Fungi; Ascomycota; Eurotiomycetes; Eurotiales; Aspergillaceae
Exons: 2
Coding region: 1-2850 (949 amino acids)
Molecular function (GO): protein binding
Source: RefSeq, a predicted model, not a curated record
AUGACCGACAGCAACGUUUUGGAAGCGGCCGUACGUGCGGACGACAAAGAAAUUGUCCGAAUAUUAAUAAAUUAUGGAAUUGAUGCCGACUACGGCGACCCGUUGCUUUUAGCAAUACGCCGUGGGAGCAAGGAUGUUGUCGACCUCCUCCUACGGGCUGGUGUUCAUGUUAACCAUGGCAAUACAUUAACGGCUGCUGUAGAACGUGGAGAUACAGAGAUACUCCGAGCUUUACUGAAAGCCAGUACUCAUGUUAUCCACGACGAUAUAUUAAAGAUAGCUGUGGAAUAUGGAAAUACAGAGAUAUUCCGAGCUUUGCUAAACGCCAGUACCCAUGUUAUCCACGACGAUAUAUUAAAGACAGCAGUGGAAUGUGGAAAUAUAGAGAUACUCCGAGCUUUACUGAACGCUAGUACUCAUGUUAUCCACGACGAUAUAUUAAAGACAGCUGUGGAAUAUGGAAAUACAGAGAUACUCCGAGCUUUACUAAACGUCAAUCCUGGUGAUAUUUUGCCUGAUGCGAUAUACAGGGGGAGGAAGGAUUUCGUCAAGCUUCUCCUACAGGCCGGUGCUGACGUUAACCAAAAUUCACCUUUGGCAAUCUCUGCAAGAAAAGGGGAUUCAGAGGUGGUCCGGAUGUUACUAGAUGCUGGCGCUGAUGCGAACACGCCAUGCAUGGAUAGGCUGUAUGGCAGUCCUUUGGUUGCUGCUAUUAUGAGUGGGAGGGAGAGUAUCGUUAAGACUAUCAUAAAAGCAGGUGCUGAUGUUAACAUGUACUGCACCAAUGGGAAGUAUCCCAGUGCUCUGGUUGCUGCCAUACGUGAGUCUGAUACGACAGAAAAGUGGCCUGGCUUUAGUCGGGCAGCGAGGUCUAGGAUCAUUGGAUUGCUACUGGAUUAUGGGGCAGAUGUUAACCUACAGCUGGGGGGCGACGGUUGUAGGAAUGCGCUGGAUGCGGCUUUGCGUAUCAAGGACGACCACAUCAUUCGAACGAUACUCACCGCAGGAGCACAUGUUGCAGACACAUCCGACGGAGUGCCUAUGACGUGUCCGUGGGAGCUCCCUCAUAUUCUCUUGGAUGACACCGAGGAGGUGGAUGUCUUCAACGUAACGACAUUAACCAAGAAGGACGAGGGCGUCACAUCAGCAACAUGCGCCGAAUAUCUGGAAAGGUCGUACGGCAAGCAGGGUAUCGAGGUUUUCGAGAAUAUUAUGUGUGCUCUGAAGGACCCAGACAGUGUUUAUGUUAGCAAAGGAAUCAUAUUUAGGGCGACGAGUCAACAACUAAUUGCUCGUUUCCCGUCGUCCAUGGAACACUUAUUAGAUGCAGUGGCCUGGAUUUGCCUGACGUUUCGCCAACCCCCUCCAAACGGCCCACAAAUAUCAGCAGGGGUGUUGUCUGAGGGGAGGUUUAUAUUCAACUCGUGGGAGCCUCUCAGGGGGCUUACAAUGUCGGACAAUACCUGCUGGUCUGCGCUUUUUGACACGGCGGUGAUAGCUUUGGAGCCGUCGAUAGGGUUAAACUCACACUGGAUGUUGGACAUCAGCUACCGGAAUAUGAUUCAGCUAGCGGCCGUGGAGUAUCCUGUGUUGGUCGAUAAUGGCAUCGUGCUGAUGGGCUAUUCCACUGCCUUGAUCCCCGUCAGAAGGAAUGACAAGCAGACCAUCGAGUGGCAUUUGGAAGUUGCAACCCAUGACGAUCAAUUCAACAUAUCCGAGCUGACCGUCACCAAGGGCCCUUGGCUGAGGACGCAAGAUAUGAAUGACCUGAGGUCGGAGAGGAAUCUCCUGGGCUGGUGCUCCAAUGCGAAGGUUGCCUUGGGGACAAUUCAAGGGACAUCAGAUAUCAAAAGGUCUGGCGCACGCACAAAGCAUACUUCAUGGCAGUGGACAGGUGCAAACCUCCAGCUAGUUGGACAGUCUGGGGGUCCAGCCCAGGUAGGAGGUCAACUGGGCCUAGCAUUCUCUCGAAAGAUGAUGGCCGUUCGUUUUAGCCCGCCCGGCAAUUAUCUAAAAUGCUUGCGGAAUAGCAUCUCGGAGCAGAUUAUUGUAUACGACACUACACAGCAGAGAGCGUGGCUCAUUCCACUUGUAUGCGUGCUCCAUCAAAUGCUCCUCUCUUAUGCCAAAGGUCACGGACUAACAUCUGGCGUACCUCAAACGACGUCUGAGAACAACAACGGCGGUCUCGCUUCCUUCGAAGCAUUAAGGGAGAAAGCUCUGUCCGCCGUAGACAACUCGUCUAACCUGCAAUUAACGGUUGGCGAUCUUAUCAUGGGAUUCUCGGUCAAUCUGUCAAAAGCCCUCCUGCAAAAGCCAAGUGGCCCUAAGAUAUACGGCUACGAAUUCUGGGAUAUCAUCGAAGAUUCAACGCAGAGUGACCUAAAGCAGCAACGGCUUGAACGGCAGGGCCUAGCUUGGGCACCCCUUUUGGGCGAGAUAAAAUGUCUCUUCUGCUCGAACUUUGGAGACGCUAUUGUCGGACAUCGUGCUCUCUGUGCUGAUUCGCCUUGCAACCGAGUACCAGAUAGGCAGGAUCUAAUGGCCGCCUCGGUUUGUAGCGUAACUGCUCUGUUGGCAAGACAUGGCCCCAGCCUUCGAUUUAACCAUUGCUCAAGCAUACUGGCGGAAAGUCAUUUCCAACAAUGCUCCCACCAGAAUAGCGGAGAGACGUGCUGGAACUCUCCGGCCUUUCUGCAGGAUAUGCGUUCCCCAGGGCAAGGGUCUGCGGUCAAGACAGAUACAUUCCCUAAUGGUGCUGUUGUGUUUGGCGCAAGGAAAAGAGACUUGUCUAUUCUCUUCAAAGAUAGAGGGAAAUAUGAAAAUGUGCGGGCAGUCUUCUCGAAGUGA